AUGGAAAGGUGGCAUAAUCGAGUAGCGGUUGUAACUGGAGCCAGCUCCGGUAUUGGGGCUGCAGUUGCGGAGGACCUGGUCAAGGCUGGACUCGUGGUGGUUGCUUUGGCACGGCGGGAAUCUAGACUACAGGAAAAUAAAAAAUCAUUGCCCACUGAUCUGCAAUCACGAUAUCAUCCAAUUAAGUGUGACGUUACCAACGAGGACGAUGUUAAGAAGGCUUUCGCGUGGGUGGAUGAAACUCUUGGUGGAACUGAUAUUCUCGUUAACAACGCAGGAACAUUUCAUUAUGGGGAGAACCUGAUUGAUCCCGGCAAUACGGAAAUAAUUCGUAAGACCCUAGAUACAAAUGUUACGGCCGUUGUGUUCUGCGUUCGUGAAGCCUUCAAUUCCAUGAAAAAGCGAAAUUUCGAUGGCCAUGUGAUUAUCGUUAAUAGCGUCGUUGGACACACCACUGAGCGAAUUCCUGGAGGAAAUAUCUACCAACCAUCCAAAUACGCUGUUACUGCUAUGGCUCAAACGUAUCGACAUGAAUUCGCACAUGCUGGCACAAAGGUCAAAAUCACGAGUAUUAGUCCUGGUGCUGUUGAUACGGAGCUCGUUCCCGGGGGCCUAUUAGAAAGCUUUGGAAUUCCCUAUUUGAGUCCGGCAGACAUUUCAAACGCUAUACUGUACGCGAUUGCUACUCCACCCAAUGUUCAAAUUUAUGAAUUGACGAUUGAGCCAGUAGCAUCGCUGAUGCCGAAACAGAAAAAUUAA
Hermetia illucens (black soldier fly) is the source of this 759-nucleotide messenger RNA. Its product is annotated as farnesol dehydrogenase-like. NCBI's taxonomy places the organism in Eukaryota, Metazoa, Arthropoda, Insecta, Diptera, Stratiomyidae. The record is from RefSeq and is a predicted model, not a curated record. The coding region runs from base 1 to 759 and encodes 252 amino acids. The transcript has 3 exons.